Molecule: messenger RNA, 508 nt
Organism: Mobula hypostoma (lesser devil ray)
Lineage: Eukaryota; Metazoa; Chordata; Chondrichthyes; Myliobatiformes; Myliobatidae
Product: signal-transducing adaptor protein 1-like
Exons: 3
Coding region: 179-508 (109 amino acids)
Molecular function (GO): signaling adaptor activity
Source: RefSeq, a predicted model, not a curated record
AGAGGUUGAACUUUCCUCUAAACCUUGCCUUGUUCAGUUUCUUGCGAGAUGAAUUUAAUAGGAUUUGUGUUAGAACGGACAGUCUUUCAGUGAGACAAAGCUCUACAUGUCGGCGGGUUUCGAUUAGCUCACUCCUUGGUUAAUAAUUAACUGUGAGCUUGCUUGUAACCUGAAAGAAAUGGCUGCCUCUAGAAAAAAUCUGAGGUUGGUCUUUGAAAGACGUGAGAAGAUUACUUCUCUGCCUUUAUAUUAUGAUGGAUUCCUGUGGAAAAAAAGUACAAGUGAUAAGGACUUCCAAAGAUACUGGUCAGAACUACGAGGCUCCUCAAUUUUCUUUUACUCCGAUGACAAAGAUGUGACAUACACAGAAAGGAUGGAUCUGCAGCAUUUCAUAUCUAUAGGAGAUGACAGCAGCCAGGCAGCCGGCUUCCGACUGCAUCUAGGCAACGGGGAGGUGAAACUGAAGGUAUCUCAACUAAAGUUCCGAUCUGUCCACAUAUUAACUUAG